UUAGUAAAAUAUCCAACAUAUCUUCACAUCGUUAUAUGAAAUACCCAGAAAGUAUGAAGUGCCACUACGAAGUACUCGGCGUUUCGAGAGAUGCGUCAGACGACGAUUUGAAAAAAGCGUACAGAAAACUAGCACUGGAAUGCCAUCCUGAUAAGAAUUUCGACAAUACUGAAGAUGCUAAAGAACAAUUUCAAAUCGUCCAACGAGCAUGGGAGGUCUUAAGUGAUCCGCAAGAACGAGCCUGGUAUGACAAUCACCGAGAAGCUAUUUUGAAAGGAGGGAUAGGAGGGAAUUACAAAGAUGAUUCGAUCGAUUUGUUCCAAUACUUUACUGCGAGCUGUUAUGAGGGCUAUGGCGAUGGCGAAAAAGAAUUUUACACGGUUUAUGGAAAAGUUUUUGAACAACUGACUGCUGAAGAAUCAGAGUUUUGCAAAGAAGAAGAUUUGGACGAUGAAGUAUCUGGUUUUGGGAAUUCCACUAGCUCAUAUCACGAUGUUCACAAAUUUUAUGCAUAUUGGCAAAGCUAUUCGACAAAGAGGUCAUUUGCUUGGCUAGAUACAUACGAUAUUCGUGAUACCCCAAACAGACGUGCUUUAAGAUUGGCAGAAAAGGAGAACAAGAAAAUUAGAGAUAAGGCUAAAAAAGAACGCAAUGAACAAGUUCGGAACCUUGUAGCAUUCGUUCGCAAGCGUGAUAAACGAGUUAAAGCGCAUGCAAAAAUCCUGGCAGAAAGAGCUAAAGAAAAUACCGAAAAAACACAAGAACGGAGAAGGCAACAACUGAUCCAGAGACAAAAAGAACUGGAAAGUUAUACCGAGCCGGAAUGGUCAAAGUUUUCUAAUAUCGAACAAGAUUUAAAGGUUAUUGAAGCAAAUCUUGCUGCUGAGUUUGGAGAGGAAUUAACUUCAAAUAUAGAUUCUAAAGAUGCCGAUGAUACGGAUAGUAACACCCUGUAUUGCGUUGCUUGCAGCAAAAUAUACAAGACACAGAAAGCAUUUACGAAUCACGAAAAUUCCAAGAAACACGACGAUAAUGUUUCAACCAUGAUAGCCUCCUUCAUGGCUGAUGAAAAUAUGGAAUUUGAAUGCAGUAUUCGAAAGUACAAUUCGGACUUUGAAUUGAAUUUUAAAUGCGGUAGCAAAAGAAAUAUUUGUUUGAUAAGUCGAAACCGGAAAAGUGUGAUAUUGGCAAUAAGCCGAGAAAUACGAGAUCUCUUGAUGAACCGCAGUGAGAAUAUCGAUGUGAAUGCGAAAGGCAACCAGCGAAGUACAUCAAAUGAAGAAAUGAUUUCGGAUAGUGAAUCAAGUUCUACAAGUGAAAAAAAUACAAAUAAGCUUGUGAAAAAACAAGGUGUUGAACUAGCCACAGGCCCAGAACCGGAAGACUUUCUUAUAGUAAUUAAAAUACACGAUAACAUGAAUAUAGUGAUUCCUGAAUGUAAAUUGAUAUCAGACCAAGAGAACGAACUUGACAACCCAGUGUUACAUAUGACAGAAAAAUCUCGCAAAAGUAAGAACAAAAAGCGUAAAAAUGUUCAAAAAGUCAUUCUUGAACAAACAACCGACGAUGAGCAAGAACUAGAUGCUCAUUUUGGGUGGUCCAAGAAACAGCGAAGGAAACAAAAACAAAAGGAAGCAACUCUUGACAACAAAUAUCACACUGUCCCAGAAACGAUUGACAAUUUUACUAAAGGCAACAAAGUAAAUUUUGACGAUACUGACUUGAGCUUUGAAGUAGAUGCCAGAUUAUUAACUCAAAGUACAAAAAAAUCUAAAGGCCGGCAAAUUGGGGGCUCACAAAAAAAUGGCGUGUCUUGGUUGGCAGGAUUCUAG
Neodiprion fabricii is the source of this 1832-nucleotide messenger RNA. RefSeq names its product dnaJ homolog subfamily C member 21-like. The coding region runs from base 36 to 1832 and encodes 598 amino acids. Gene Ontology annotation, cellular component: cytoplasm. Gene Ontology annotation, molecular function: nucleic acid binding; zinc ion binding. The record is from RefSeq and is a predicted model, not a curated record. Lineage: Eukaryota; Metazoa; Arthropoda; Insecta; Hymenoptera; Diprionidae. The transcript is spliced from 2 exons.